This is a messenger RNA of Oncorhynchus nerka (sockeye salmon), 6835 nucleotides long. RefSeq names its product nitric oxide synthase 1-like. Gene Ontology annotation, biological process: nitric oxide biosynthetic process. The record is from RefSeq and is a predicted model, not a curated record. Gene Ontology annotation, molecular function: calmodulin binding; nitric-oxide synthase activity; NADP binding. The coding region runs from base 57 to 4346 and encodes 1429 amino acids. NCBI's taxonomy places the organism in Eukaryota, Metazoa, Chordata, Actinopteri, Salmoniformes, Salmonidae. The transcript has 28 exons.
AUCCCAGAGGACACACCACACACACACCACACACACCACCCCCACCGCCAGACAUCAUGCUGGAGUCUGAGCCUACUGUGUUCCAGCUGCAGCCUAACAUCAUCUCUGUGCGUCUCUUCAAGAGGAAGUUAGGCGGGCUGGGCUUCCUGGUCAAGCAGCGCGUCUCCAAGCCACCGGUCAUCGUGUCCGACCUGAUCCGGGGCGGGGCGGCUGAGGAGUGCGGCCUGGUCCAGGUGGGGGAUAUUGUCCUGGCCGUCAACAACAAGCCUCUGGUGGACCUCAGCUACGAGCGGGCCCUGGAGACCCUGAAGAAUGUGUCCCCAGAAAACCACGCCGUCCUCAUCCUCAGGGGCCCUGAGGGCUUCACAACCCACCUGGAGACCACCCUGUCUGGAGACGGACGACAGAGGACCGUCAGGGUCACCCGGCCAGCCUUUCCCGCCUCCAAGUCCUACGAGCGCUGCUGUCCGUUAAGCCCCCUCAAUCCAGGGAAGGGAAGUAAGGACCCACCGCAGCUGAGGGCCAUCGAGAACCUGUCACCCCCCUCGGUGACUCCAUCCUACAGAGACGCCCUGCUCCAGAGGGGAGGGGUGCAGGCUCUCAUCGCUGCCCAGGACCCCCUACUCCUGAACGGGGUGGAGGAGAACAAUGACCUGCUGAAGGAGAUCGAGCCGGUGCUGAGGCUGAUCAAAAGGGAGAUCAACGGAGAGGGACAGAGGACCAUAGAGAGCAGGGACGCUGAGGUGCAGGUGGACAGGGACCUUGGUAAGGGAAACGGCAUUUCACCCCAGCUGGCGUCUGAUAAGGACAGAGUGUGUGAAGACCUGUGGAGGAAGGACAACAACAUGCAGACGGUGCUCCACAACCCUUACUCUGAGACAGACAAGCCUUCAGCCCAGGGGAGGAUCUCCCCUAACAAGGCUCUCCAGAAUGGCAGCCCAUCCAAAUGCCAUCGCUUCAUGAAGAUCAAGAAUGUGGAGACUGGAGUCACGUACAAUGACACUCUACACCACAGCUCUAGUAAGUUGCCGAUCUGCACUGAGCGUGUGUGUUUCGGGUCUAUCAUGACACCAAGUCAGGGGAGCCGCAAGCCAGAUGAGUCUCGGACCAAAGAAGAGCUGCUGCCGCUGGCUACUGACUUCAUAGACCAGUACUACACCUCCAUCAAAAGGUUUGGCUCGAAGGCCCACCUUGACCGGCUCGAGGAGGCGACUAAGGAGAUAGAGGGUUCUGGAACGUACCAGCUGAAGGACACAGAGCUGAUCUACGGAGCCAAACACGCCUGGAGGAACGCUUCCCGCUGUGUAGGACGUAUCCAGUGGUCCAAACUACAGGUAUUCGAUGCCAGGGACUGCACAACGGCUCACGGAAUGUACAAUUACAUCUGCAACCACAUCAAGUAUGCCACUAAUAAAGGAAACCUGAGAUCUGCCAUUACCAUAUUUCCUCAGAGGACAGAUGGCAAGCACGACUUCCGGGUGUGGAACACACAGCUGAUUCGCUAUGCCGGUUACAAGCAACCCGACGGUCAGAUUCUGGGAGACCCAGCCAACGUGGAGUUCACUGAGAUCUGUAUCCAGCAGGGCUGGAAGCCUCCCAAGGGCCGUUUCGACGUGCUGCCUCUCCUGCUGCAGUCCAACGGAAACGACCCAGAGCUGUUUGAGAUACCUCAAGAUCUCAUUCUAGAGGUGCAGAUCACACACCCCAAGUAUGAUUGGUUCAAGGACCUGAAUCUGAAGUGGUACAGUCUGCCUGCUGUAUCUAGCAUGCUGCUAGAGGUGGGGGGGCUGGAAUUCACUGCUUGUCCCUUCAGUGGCUGGUACAUGGGCACCGAGAUCGGCGUCAGGGACUUCUGUGACAGCUCUCGCUACAACAUCCUGGAGGAAGUGGCCAAUCUGAUGGCCCUGGACACCAGGAAGACUUCUUCUCUAUGGAAGGACAAGGCACUGGUGGAGAUCAACAUAGCAGUCCUCUACAGUUUCCAGUCAUCUAAGGUAACUAUAGUGGAUCACCACUCUGCCACAGAGUCCUUUAUGAAGCACAUGGAGAAUGAGAUCAGGGUGCGGGGGGGCUGCCCGGGGGACUGGGUCUGGAUUGUACCCCCCAUGUCUGGAAGCAUCACCCCCGUGUUCCACCAGGAGAUGCUCAACUAUCGCCUCACGCCAUCUUUCGAAUACCAGGCUGACCCAUGGAAUCACCACGUGUGGAAAGUCAACAAUGGGACACCCACCAAGAAAAGAGCCAUCGGCUUCAAGAAACUGGCCAAGGCUGUGAAGUUCUCAGCCAAGCUAAUGGGCCAAGCCAUGGCUAAGAGGGUCAAAGCUACUAUACUAUUUGCCACCGAGACUGGAAAAUCUCAAGACUAUGCAAGAACCCUGUGUGAGAUCUUCAAGCAUGCCUUUGACGCAAAGGUGAUGUCAAUGGAUGAAUACGACAUGGUGGAUCUGGAGCAUGAAACCCUGGUGUUGGCCGUGACCAGUACAUUUGGCAACGGAGAUCCACCCGAAAAUGGAGAGAAAUUUGGAGCUGCCUUGAUGGAAAUGAGACAUCCUACAUCCAACACAGAGGACAGAAAGAGUUACAAGGUCCGUUUCAACAGCGUGUCGUCCUACUCAGACACCCGCAAAUCCUCCAGCGACGAACCCGAGCCCAGGGUCAACUUCGAGAGCACCGGACCCCUCGCCAACGUCAGGUUCUCAGUGUUUGGCCUUGGCUCCAGGGCAUACCCACACUUCUGUGCUUUUGCCCACGCUGUGGACACGCUGUUCGAGGAGCUGGGGGGGGAGCGCAUCCUACGCAUGGGGGAGGGAGAUGAGCUGUGUGGCCAGGAGGAGUCCUUCAGAAACUGGGCCAAGAAGGUUUUCAAGGCUGCCUGUGAUGUGUUCUGCAUCGGUGAUGUGAACAUCGAGAAGGCACAUGAUUCUUUGAUCAGUAACGAUCGUAGCUGGAAGAAGAGCAGGUUCCGCCUCACAUACACAGCUGAGGCCCCUGCCCUAACACAAGCAUUAUACAGCAUCCACAAGAAGAAGGUCUACGGAGCCAAGAUCAUACAGAGUGAAAACCUCCAGAGUUCGACAUCCAAUCGCUCCACCAUAUUUGUUAGACUCCACACAAAUAACGAGGACAGACUGGCGUACCAGCCCGGCGACCAUCUUGGCAUCUUCCCUGGCAACCAUGAGGACCUGAUUACGGCCCUCAUUGAGAAACUAGAGGACGGUCCACCUGUCAAUCAAAUCGUUAAGGUGGAGUUCCUGGAAGAGAGGAACACAGCACUGGGUGUGAUCAGUAACUGGCUGGAGGAACCUCGGUUCCCCCCUUGCACCAUCUACCAGGCCUUCCAGUACUUCCUGGAUAUCACCACGCCCCCCAGCCCAAUCCUGCUACAGCAGUUUGCCUCCCUGGCCACUAAUGACAAGCAGAGGAAGAAGCUAGAGACCCUCAGUAAGGGCUUGCAGGAGUAUGAGAAGUGGAAGUGGUAUAACAACCCAACCAUGGUGGAGGUGUUGGAUGAGUUUCCCUCCAUCCAAAUGCCCUCUACCCUGCUGUUAACCCAGCUACCCCUGCUCCAGCCCAGAUACUAUUCUAUCAGCUCCUCACCAGAUGUCCACCCAGGGGAGAUUCACCUCACCGUAGCCGUAGUGUCAUACAAAACCAGGGAUGGAGAGGGCCCGAUCCACCAUGGAGUAUGUUCAUCAUGGCUCAACAGAAUAGAGGCAGAAGAAAUGGUCCCCUGUUUUGUCAGAGGUGCGCCUACGUUCCGAUUGCCAAAGGACCACAGAGCUCCGUGUAUCCUAGUCGGUCCAGGCACUGGGAUCGCCCCCUUCAGAAGCUUCUGGGAACAGAAACUAUUUGACUACGAACACAAGGGGAUCAAAUCCUGCCCUAUGAUCCUGGUGUUUGGAUGUCGUCAGUCCCAGAUAGACCACAUCUACAAGGAGGAGACAAUCCAGGCUAAGAACAAGGAGGUGUUCAAAGAGCUGUACACAGCCUACUCCAGAGAGCCUGGCAGACCUAAGACAUAUGUGCAGGAUGUGCUUUGUGAGCAGCUGUCCGAGACUGUGUACCAGUGCCUGAAGGAAGAGGGAGGACACAUAUACGUGUGUGGCGACGUCGGUAUGGCCGGGGACGUCCUCAAGACCGUCCAGCAGAUCAUCAAACUGCAGGGAAACAUGACGCUGGAGGACGCUGGGUUCUACAUCAGCAAACUCAGAGACGAAAACCGUUAUCACGAGGACAUCUUCGGUGUCACGCUGCGAACGUACGAGGUCACCAACAGGCUGCGUUCGGAAUCCAUCGCCUACAUUGAGGAAAGCAAAAAGGACUCUGACGAGGUGUUCUGCUCGUAGAACCGUAAGUGGGGUUCUGGAGCUUUCUGAUGUGGACCAAUCGGAAGGGCCGUAUGCCGCAGGGGGGCGGGGAAACGAGUGACAGACACUACAUCUGAUCGAGAAUACUGUGCCAAGUUUUGUACUGUAAAAAAUGUUUGUUCUUUUUAUAUACCAGUUCAGCUUCAUCACGGUCAGUCAGGCUCUGCACUUAGUCUGUAGCAAGGUUUGAAAUAUUUUGUUUUUUUAGAAUUUUGAGAUGCGUUCUUUUGUUUAUUCCAAAAUGCAUUACAUUCUGAUUUCAUUAUGCAUAAUAAUGUGUACCUAGUAUUAUACCAGCCUCUUUGUUGAUGCAUGAGCAAGAUGACAAUAUUGGUACAUAAAUAUACUGUUAGCUAUUUAAUGUUAGAAUCAAACCCUUUUGCUAAAGUAUUUGCAGGACUACUUAUGGUGAACAAGGUCACAAUGCUUUGAUUGGAGAUUCAGUCUAAGUUCCAUUCCCAACCAACUGAAUCAAAUGCAUUUCAACAUAUACUGUACAAGGCUGAAAUGUUGUCAGUCUGAGCUGGUCUACCCUGUUUUGGUGUGUAUUAUUUUUAUUGAGAGAGAGAGAGAGAGAGAGAGAGAGAGAGAGAGAGAGAGAGAGAAUAUAUAUACAUAAAUGUGUGCAGUGAGGAACUAUGAACCAGAUUUCCUUGACAGUCCAUCAAAAUGCAUUUGUUUCUCUGUCUCUCCGCCUGGCUGUCAAGAGUAGCAGUGCUUUCUCCCUAUUUUGUGGUCUGAUUUCCAACAGGAAUUGCAUUCAAAUGUGGACGAAAGCCAUUGCAAUGUUUGAAAUGUCAUCCCGUGGGAGAGCCUAUGCAUGUGUAUCUUCUGUAUACAUUCAUAGCCAAUACUUAACAAUUACACACAAAAACCAAUGCGUAUAAUCUAGAGGGCUCUGCAUCUUCUAAAUGGUAUGCAAUAUUAUCAAGGGGGAAAAAAAUCUAUGGCACAUAUCUCUGGCUGCCUUCCUAUUUAUUCGCUAAGACCAAAUACUGAGGUAUUGGGGUGCUGUCUGAUAGCUUUGAAAGAACUUCAUAUAUGGUACAUAUUUCCAGUGGUAACUGAGUGAGGAAAGGAGUCCUGAUUCUAAGUGAAUCAAGAGGUUGGGUUGCUUUACUUUGCUUGCAGUCCUUGGCCAACCAUUACCACAGACGGAAAAGGAAGUGAGACAUACAACGCGCUCCUUCUUUUCUGGUUCGUAUACAGUCAAUGAACUGCUAAUUCAUUGGUGCCUGUGGGAGAGCCACCACUUAAUCAGACCGUUACUGUGAGAGAAAAAAUGAUAUGAUAAAUGGCCUAAGUGGGACAUCUUCAUUUAACCAUGAAACCAGAGUUAUAUAUAGCUACAUGUACAGUAACUUUCAAUGUAGAGGAACCCCUGUUUGUGCAUAGUGUCUUUCUUAUCCCCAUGUCAUCAGAUCUGGAAUAAAUAGCAGGAAUCUCAAAUGGGUGAAUCUUGAAUAGCGGAUCUUGAAUAGCUAGUUUGGAGCGAUUAACCGACCUUUCCAAUUUUGGGGGGUUAUUAAACAACUAAUUGACCGACUGUUUAAUUACUUGAAUUCCAUUUAGUUUUGUUUGUUUUGUGAGCCCACCACGCCAAUUCAAAACUUUCAAGAGAGAAAUCUGAGAAAUCAAGUCAAGAACUACACUGAACAAAAUGUUAAGUGUUGAUCCCAUGAGCUGAAAUUAAAGAUCCCAGAAAUGUUCCACACUCACAAAAUGCUUAUUUCUCUCAAAUGUUGUGCACAAAUUUGUUUACAUCCCUGUUGGUGAGCGUCUCUCCUUUGCCAAGAUAAUAAUUUUCUCUCUCUCUCUCUCUCUCUCUCUCUCUCUCUCUCUCUCUCUCUCUCUCUCUCUCUCUCUCUCUCAUUGCAUUUUAAAGAUCAAGAAAUGAAUAAUUAGAUCAUUGCAUUUUGGCUGUUGUCAUGGCAAUCCAACUAAGUCGAGUUUACUUCAUUGUAAAAGAAGGUUGAGGAUGAUAUUUUAAUAAAAAAUUAAAUGUAUGAUAUUCGUCCUUUGUCAAAGUACUGUGUUUACCUUAAUUUUCCCACUUUAGGCAAAAGGUAAUUAAACAGCCUUUUCAAUUAGCAUUAUGUGAAGGCCAUUUAGCAGGGCUGAUCUGAGUAAUCCUGUUUACAUUCUAAACAUGUGAUUGACAUUUGGUUGUGAUAAAGAAAAUAUUUCCAAUGGUCACCAACUCUGCAGUUACUUGUGUUUUUUCUUUCUUUCUUCCUUUAUUUCUUAGCUUCUUGUGCUUGCCUGCUCUCUUUCUUUAGUGUUUCCUUUGUUUGCAAACUAAAAUGGCCGCAAGCAUGAUUGAAACGUAAUGGAUUUCUGUUAUCUGAGUCUCUCUGCUACUUACUGGCGCAUAUAGAUUAAGCUUUUAACAGAAAACGUGCUGUUUUUAUUUGGGGAGAAUUAGGCGACUCUGUUCAUUGUUCCUAUUGCUGAAUGUCUUUGUUCCU